Labrus mixtus (cuckoo wrasse) is the source of this 1462-nucleotide messenger RNA. RefSeq names its product required for drug-induced death protein 1. Lineage: Eukaryota; Metazoa; Chordata; Actinopteri; Labriformes; Labridae. The record is from RefSeq and is a predicted model, not a curated record. Bases 121 to 543 code for a protein of 140 amino acids. The transcript has 2 exons.
AUGCACUUCCACUCAUGCACAUAACGUCUGCUGACAACAUACCUGACCUCCUUAGGAAAGUGGUACUUUUUGUAUUUUCUUUUUCUUACAUCCCAGAGAGCGUCUCAACAAGCUGAAAACAUGAAGCCCAAAUCUCUUCCAUCAACGUUGUUCAGCUUGAAUUCAGCAACGGUGGAGACUCUACACAUACGAGCAGCAAAAUAUGAGCGACAUGUGGACUGUGUGGAUCACUGGGACAGCCAGCCGGUGGAAGACGACCAUACACAAAGUGAGAAGUGCCGUAGAGAUAUUCAUUUUGCAUUUCUGCCAGAGCGAUAUGAGGCACUGAUAGAUGACGACGCGCACGCCAAGGCAAAAGAAGAGAAGAAGAAGAGGAAGAAAGAAAAGUACAAGAAAGUGAAGAAGAAUGUUGGCAAGGCAAUGCGAGCCACUUGGAAGUGUCUGAUGCUCGGUCUGUACAAUUUUGCCCUCGGCUACUCCACGCCAAUCACAGUGGCUGCUACGUUUGUCCCCGAUUUUCACCCGGGCAGGAGCACAAACUGAGCCGAGGCACGCGCAACUCCUCUCAUCUCUUUGCAAACUGAACUGGACAUUUCAUUAAACCCCAAGACACAGACCAAAGGUUUUUAAUAUGUUUAUAAUGUUAGUAUGUUUGAAAUACUUUUUUUUUUUUUUACACAAACUUUGCACAAAAAGUCAAAAUAUCUUUCUUAUCUUGUAAAAAUAAAUAGUGUUGAAUUUAUUUGGCCCUUUUCACUGCAGAUGUUUUGACUUGCUCUUGUACACGUGCGCUUUUCUUACUUUGAUGUUCUGCUGAUUACUCAUUAAUUCAUUUUCCAUUGAUUGGACAUAGUAUAUGCUUUGUAUCCCAAUUUAUGUUACAUGAUAUGCUCAGUUAAGAUCACAAAAGGAAUGACUAUAAUUACUUUUCUUGUCACAUAAUGCAUUGAAUGUUGUAGAUAUUAAAAAGUCUACUGUGCCUUGUUCCUUUGAGAAUAUGUAUAGCUGGUGUUUGUAUGUGUUCAGAGGGAUAGUGUGGAAGCUGGAGAAGGACGGGAUAAUUACAAAGUGAACCUAUAGAGGAUGUAGUGAUAAGAUAAGUGAUUAAUGGGUCAAUGGGUGUUAUUAAUAACACGUUCACAGUGAAGAAGGAACCGAGCCUCUCAGAUUGGAACAUGAUGCUGUGACGUUAAGGUAGUCCAAAACCUGUGUGUGUGUGUGUGUGUGUGUGUGUGUGUGUGUGUGUGAGAGAGAGAGAGUUUGUUUUGAAGGUUAAAUUUUGAUAUUUGUGAAUAAAUUUUGCACCAAAACUUAGUCAUCUCUUUUGUUUGAUGUAUUUUCUACAAUAAUGGAUCCUGUGUAAAUUGCCGAGUGGUACAAAUAUGACUGGGUUUGUUUAAAGGACCGUUGUAAGGAAGAAUAUAACACGAUACCUAAAUAAAGGAAUGGAGAUAAACCUUGA